Talpa occidentalis (Iberian mole) is the source of this 4324-nucleotide messenger RNA. RefSeq names its product RAB23, member RAS oncogene family (gene RAB23). Gene Ontology annotation, molecular function: GTPase activity; GTP binding. The coding region runs from base 121 to 834 and encodes 237 amino acids. NCBI's taxonomy places the organism in Eukaryota, Metazoa, Chordata, Mammalia, Eulipotyphla, Talpidae. The record is from RefSeq and is a predicted model, not a curated record. The transcript has 7 exons.
GCGCCGCGACCAGGACGAGCGGGUCCGCCGGGCGGCGGGUCGGCGCGGGCGGGGGAAGAUUUGAGAGAGACGAUCUGAUCAUCUGGAAUUAAAGUUGGUGCAGAAAUCUCAGCUCUAAAAAUGUUGGAGGAAGAUAUGGAAGUGGCCAUCAAGAUGGUGGUUGUAGGGAAUGGAGCAGUUGGAAAAUCAAGUAUGAUUCAGCGAUACUGCAAAGGCAUUUUUACAAAAGACUAUAAGAAAACCAUUGGAGUUGAUUUUUUGGAGCGACAAAUCCAAGUUAAUGAUGAAGAUGUCAGACUAAUGUUAUGGGAUACAGCAGGUCAAGAGGAAUUUGAUGCAAUAACAAAGGCCUACUAUCGAGGAGCCCAGGCUUGUGUGCUUGUAUUUUCUACCACAGACAGGGAAUCUUUUGAAGCAAUUUCCAGUUGGAGAGAGAAAGUAGUAGCUGAAGUUGGAGAUAUACCAACUGUACUUGUACAAAAUAAGAUUGAUCUCUUGGAUGAUUCUUGUAUAAAGAAUGAGGAAGCUGAGGCACUGGCAAAAAAGUUAAAGCUAAGAUUCUACAGAACGUCAGUGAAAGAAGAUCUAAAUGUGAAUGAAGUUUUUAAAUAUUUGGCUGAAAAAUACCUUCAAAAACUCAAACAACAGAUAGCUGAGGAUCCAGAACUAAUGCAUUCAAAUAGUAACAAAAUUGGUGUCUUUAAUACAUCUGGUGGAAGUCACUUGGGUCAGAAUUCAAAUACACUUAAUGGUGGAGAUGUCAUCAAUCUUAGACCCAACAAACAGAGGACCAAGAAAAACAGAAAUCCAUUUAGCAGCUGUAGCAUACCCUAAAAUGCUUUAGGGAGGAAAAAAAAAAUAUAUUGUGCAAUUCAGUAAGGAAUCCAUCCAGUCCUGAUAUGUUGUAAGUUUUUUGAAGACUUUGCACCUAAUGGCUUUCUGAAAGUUGACAGACUUAAAUGUUCUACAGUGUUUUUCAGAAUGGAGUGAGAUCUUUGGUGGAAAAUUACUGCCCUUUUGGACUCAUUUUAAAUUUUUUUACAUUAGACGAAGCUUCUCCUGUUUUUGAAGGAAUGCUAUAAGAGAUGUCAAAAACAGGUUUUGCUGAAUUUCAAAUGCUGGAAAACAAAUGAAAUGCCUAAAUAUGUAGGUAUAAAUUUUCAUAUUACGGAUCAAGAAAAGAUAGCGAGCAUUAUUUUUCUGAAAUUGGUCAUGUAACUUUUUUGGAAGAUAGUAUUGAAUCUGAAUAGUUAGAAAAAAAAUAUUGAAAGGUAAACCCUAAACCUUGCCAGACUGCACCAGUGUGUGUUUUGGCGACAUUACUUGUGCAAUAUCUGUAUAAUGCAGAAUGAGGAGGUAUGCAUGCAGGUAUCUGGUACUGAAGAAAACUGAACAUGUGUGCAGUAUUUAAGGAAACAGAAUCUAAUUCAUCCAUUCAUAAAACCCUUUACACGUGUGUAUGUUAAAAGUUUUUAUUUUCAAAUAAAAAAUUCUAGACAUAUAUUUUGCAAAUGAGCUUGGAUUUAAAAAGUGCGUUGUGCCAAAAAUAUCAUACCUAAUUUUUACAGUGCUUUACUAUCAGAAUUUGUAUUGUUUAUAAAUCUUUUAAGGUAGUUUUUCCCUGUGACAGGGUAGAUAAAAGAGGAGUAUGAAUGUUUUAAUGCUAGUGCAUCUCCCAGGUGAGAUUUGUUACAAAAUCAUUUUUCGUAUGUCCAACCAUAAGCACGGUGAACUUGUGCUGACCAAGUCCCUGAGAAGAUACACAGCACAUCUGCAGUCACCCCCUAGUCCUAUAAAGUACAGUGGUGCCUCUAGCACCUUUUGCUGCUGACUGAAAAUGCAGUUUUGAACUUUCAAGGAUUAUGCUAACAAAUGCACAGGAGAUGUCUUUUGCCUCAGUCCACAUUAUGGAUUUUAUAACGCCCUAUAACUCUAAGCAUCUUUUUGUUUACACAUUUUUGUAUGGUAUUUUAAGAUUACCACCUAAAAAUUUCUAUGACCUUCAGUUUGUAUAGCACACUCUCAAGAGCUCUGUCAGCACCAAAUACAAAAAGAAUUUCUUAAAAGAUUUUAAUAAGUAAUCAGACAUGUGGCGGAGCAUGUAUUUUGUGACUUGGGUCAGUAGCUUUCCAACUAAGAUAUUGUUUGAACUGUUAAAACUGGUUAUCAUCCAUCAGCGAGUUUAUUUUUAACUCCUUUCAUAUACCUAGUUUUUACAGGUUUUCAAAAUAAUGUAAAAAUAACUCUUCUUGGAAAAUGUGUCAUAAAGUCAUUUUUCAUUAUUCGUACUAAAUGCAUAAUGUUUUAUGUUUCUUUUAUAUAUAUUUUUUAAGUCUUCUAUCUGUACCACCCUUACCACCCUGUCCAGAUUAAUAAUGAGAACAUAAGAGAAUUUCCAGGGUGUGCUCUUGUUAUAUGGUCAAGAGUGAAUGUUUGCUUUUCAUAAUACUGAGUAAUCUGGAAUUAUCUAUUUCAAAGUAAUAUAAAAUGUCUAUUUUUAUGUCACCAUUUGUCACCACUCCCAUUGCUGACAAUGGGAUAGGUGUUAGGGAAAAAAUUCAGUUCCUAACAAUGACUGUCUGCUAGUGGUUCAUCUUUUCUUUUCUAAUCGCUUGAAAUACUGUCUCUUUAAUUUUUGCACAAAAUAUAUUUUGUGGCAAAUUGUCUUAAUGCCUUUAGUAGCAGGAAAAAAAAAGUCUCGUUAUGUAAUACGUUGCAGUUCUAUUUCAUAUUAAUUAAAUGGCAUGGGUAAGUUUGUUACUUUUCUAUAUUAAAAAUGUAAUCUCUGACUGAUGUUUGCAACUUCCCUGAUAUUUGUAAUAUAAUUUUAUGUACUUAGUUUUGUCCUAUUUUUUUGGUAAGAAUUGAAGAGUGAUUUGUUACACAUUUGAAUUUUUAAUUUGUAUUUCUGUAUUUUAAAUGUAACUAUAAUUAGUCAUAUAAAAUAAUUAAGUAGCCUGAAAAUCAUCCACAAGUUUUAUGUUAAAUACUCUCUCAGCUAAUUGCAAGCCUUCAAAAUUGACAUUAAAUUUUUUCCCCUUUAACCUUUGAUUCUCUUAAAAAAGCAUUACUAUUGAUGAACCACGAAUGCUAACACUUGUCUAAGACCAGGAUAUUGUUUACAUGUGCUCUGAUACACUUUUUUUACAUCAUGUCUGAUUUUUAGCAUACAAACACAUAGUUAUGGAAUAAUUGCCAUAUUUCAGAGUUCCUCAGGUUUCCUUUCCUUUUUCAGUCUUGCAUAUCCAGUUAAAUAGCUUAUAGACUAGCCCAUAUAGGGCAAUAUAGUUAAACAAAAUUUAGCUAAAUAGUUUCCUUUUUUUAUCUACCCAAACUGAUAGUUCAUAGCACACAUGUACUUUUUCAAAAUAAAGUAAAAAUAAAACUACACUACCAAAAAGAGAAUGAACACCUUUGCUCGAUGUGGAAUGAAGUUCCAUGGUUGUUUUAGAAGUUGGCUAUGCAUUGCUUAGAAAGAACUCUCAUUAAUGUACUCCAUCAGAACUGUGAUUUUUUUAGGGACUGGGAUAUAUUCUGAAGAGUUAGAAUGAGGGAGUGGCCUCACUAAAGUCACAGCUUAAAGCGACCUAACUUAGCAUAAAAUAUUGUUAGUAGUUAGCAUCCUUUUUAAGACCUUUGGAAGAGUUAUUGGUAACCUGGUGAAGUGCCCCAUUACUGUAUCAUUAGGGUAUCUUUUUCUGAAAACAAAAUGAACUGACAGGGUGAAAACAUUUCCCAUACUACAGUCUUCUAAUGAACAGGUAGACUUACUCUGUUUUAACUAUUAGUUAUGAAUAUCAUAUAUACUACUGUCACUCUUUGGGUUUUCACCCAGAAACAUGUAAGUCUAUCAGAUGAGUGAAUUUAUUUGCUAACAACAAUGUUCAAAACCACAGUGGACACUGAAAUAAUCAUGUAACUCUUGGGUCACUGGAUGAUAUGGCUGUAAUAACCUUUAGUAGGUAGUGCUCCUUUUCUUCCCUCUCUUGAAUAUCCUGGUGAGGGAUGUUUGUAAAUGUUUAAAUGAUUGGAUUUAAAAAUAAAACUUUGGACUAAAAGGAAAAGUGAACCUCUUCUAUAUUUUGUUACUACUAAAUACUGCUUUCAUAAAUUUGAAUAGGAAACCAAUUGUAUGUAUUGCUAAUGAGUUGUGGUUAUGCCCUCAAGCUUAAUUUAUACUACUCAGUAAAAAUUUCAAGAAAGAUGAAUUCCAAUAAUCAAAAAAUAAAUGUAUUUCAAAGCUAGAGUUUGUGUGAUAAUGUAUUAUAAGUAUGGAACCAAAGAGUAAAAGGUAUAAUGUGUCUUAUCUAAAAAUUAAAACAGC